Molecule: messenger RNA, 882 nt
Organism: Polychytrium aggregatum
Lineage: Eukaryota; Fungi; Chytridiomycota; Chytridiomycetes; Polychytriales
Exons: 1
Coding region: 156-692 (178 amino acids)
Source: RefSeq, a predicted model, not a curated record
GACGUCUUCCCUUACAUCAUGCAUCGCCUCGGCAAGCUCGGGAACAUUAGGAACUACAAGAUCAUCGCCAUGGACAGGACCCUCAACCGGUUCGUGUACGACGAUCUCGAAAGGAAUUAAUUCUCGACACCUGCUACCAGCGGUCGCUCCAGAACAUGAACUUCGCCCAGCGUCUCAGAGGCUUUCACGACACCGGCAUCGAACUCAGGCGACGGCGAUACCACGAGAUCCUUGAGCUGUGCUGCCACGAAAUGACCAUGCGAGCCAGCAAUGGCCUCUAUAUGUACUUUGAGGUACCAUUGAUGGUGGCAGGAUGCCCCGCAUACGACAUCAAUGAGUGUGUGGCCUAUAUCCAACAAUCCCUCUGCUCCGAAGGCGUAUCGUGUGAUCUCUUCAUGCCUCCAAACAUCCUCUUCAUUUCAUGGAGCGCCGACCACUCACCAGACCCAAAACCAUCCACACAAUCACUGACUGUGCCAACCCAGCCUCUACCACCAGCAUCACCACCACCGCGCCAACUCGACAACGACCUCGAACUCGACAUCAACCCCACGGACCCGGUCUCGACGAUGAACUUCACCGUGGGUCUCAUGCGGUCCAAUCCUCGAUACAACCAUCUCUUUGACGAGAGUGGGACUCCAAGCAAGAAAAAAAACACAGGGAAAAGGACAAAGCAUUCCCAGAAUCAAUGAAGGAUCCGGCAUCUGCUUUCGAACCAGCUCUUGUUGCCAUAUGCGUCCUCCUCGGCCGCAUCGGUGGUCGAUUCAUUGUCGACGACUUUGAAGUCAUGUGGUGCCACAACUUGUUCAGAACCAAAGUCGUAAAGGCGAUUGUCGUCUUUGCGCUGGCAUACGUCGGCUCCAGAAGCAUAGCCGUGAGCAC